CUCAGAUUUCCAAACCCCCCUUGCUUGAAAACACGCAUUAUUUAUAUACGGAAAACACACUACAUCACGGCUUCCAAUUCUACAGAUUCUCAAAUUACGACAAGGACACUGGACAAGAUGUUGUCAUCCACCUCAUUACUCGCGCUCAGCCUCUCAGCGCUUGUCCAUUUAUCUUCAGCUGGCGUCACCGAAGUGAUCAACGGAGUCACCGUCAGCAACUGUCCUGGAGCCAUGGUAGUCCAAGGCACCACUGCAACAUAUUGCUGUGUUGGAGGCACCGGGUUCAGCAUGUCAUUCUGCGACGGAUUUCCAUUCUGUUCAAGCACCGACACGGUGACCACCACUUCGGCAACGUCCUUGGCCACACCCACCUGCCAGACCACUAUUCCUUUGAGUGCUACGAAUUUUCAGCAACUCGUUGAAAGUGCUAGUCGAAGUCUGGCUUCGGCUUCAGGUUCAGCAUCAGCAUCAGCAUCAGCUGCAGCGACUCCUUCGACUGGUAGUACGGCAAGUAGUACUGGUACUGGCACUGGCACUGGCACUGGCACUAGCACUGGUUCUCAGGCUCAACAGACUCAGAAUGCAGCAGUACAAGGUAUUAAAGUGUCUUUUGCGGCUUUGGUGGGAGCUAUGGUUUUUCUGGCGGGUGGUUUGAGUUAGAGAAGACAAGGAGGGGGGUUUAGACUACUGGAUUGAGAAACAAAGUCUCGAGUCAAUAAUAACACGAUGUCAUGGAGGUGGUCCUGGCUCUUAA
This is a messenger RNA of Exophiala mesophila, 754 nucleotides long. RefSeq lists its product as uncharacterized. Lineage: Eukaryota; Fungi; Ascomycota; Eurotiomycetes; Chaetothyriales; Herpotrichiellaceae. The transcript is spliced from 2 exons. The record is from RefSeq and is a predicted model, not a curated record. Bases 118 to 660 code for a protein of 180 amino acids.